AUGGUCAGAGAUUUGGUUUUCCUGGGACGAGGUGCCUUUGCCAAGAAAGCCAAGCUGGAGAAACGAGGGGCUCGAAAAACACCGCUUCGGAACAUGCACGGAGGGCCCCUCGGAACCUGCGGCUCGGAAAUCUCCCCGCAGCGCAAUCCCGUUCUCCGGAUUGUGCUCCGGAUGUUCCCGACACGCCAGAGCCUGGCUCUUCCCAAGCUAACCUUCUCCUCCUUCUCUUCCUUCUCCAGCUUACGGCGAGAAGGUUACACGGUCCAGGUGAAUGUCAACGACUACCUGGACAUCUACUGCCCACAUUACAACACCUCGGUGCCCGAGGGGCGCAUGGAACAGUACAUCCUCUACAUGGUGAGCCUGGAGGGGUACCAGACAUGCGACAUCAGCCACGGCUUCAAACGCUGGGAAUGCAACCGGCCUCGCGCCCCACACAGCCCCAUCAAGUUCUCGGAGAAGUUCCAGCGUUACAGUGCCUUCUCACUGGGUUAUGAGUUCCACGCUGGCAACGAAUAUUACUACAUCUCCACUCCGACGCACAAUCACCGCCGGUCCUGCCUGCGGAUGAAAGUCUUCGUCUGCUGCCGUUCCCCGUCGUUUUCUGGGGACAGAGCGGUACCAACUCUUCCGCCAUUCACUAUAGGGCCCGAAGUGAAGAUUGAGGAUCUGGAUCAUUUUAACCCCGAGAUGCCGAAACUGGAGAAGAGCAUCAGCGGGACGAGUCCGAAGUGGGAACAUUUGCCUUUAGCCCUGGUGGUGGCUUUCUUCCUUAUGAUUCUCCUGGCCUCCUAGCUUGUGUGGAUUGAGAGGGGGAGGGGGCCCAGCAGUAGCCCCCUCCCCACACGGGCUCGGUUUCCUCCCCAAGGUCUCCUUGGCUGUUGAUUGGCGGACAGAGAGAAAGAAACAAAAGUAUAUUCACCUGUGAAAUUUCAGAGGGAGACACACUUGACAUGGCUGGGUGGGAAGGUCGGGUGGCCGAAGAGAGCAGCGAGAUUUUCGUGGGCAUAACUCUCCUCCAUCCGGAUAUCAUGAUCCCUGCUUCAGCGUCUUCUCCGCUUUCUACCAAACGCUGCGGAACGACCCUGCUUUAAAGGCAGGAUCCAGAAUUUAAGACACACACACACACACACACACACACACACACACACACACACACACACACACACAAAUUGAGGGGGGGAGGGAGGUCUUCUUUUCUUUUCCCUUUUUUUUUUUAAAAAAAAAUUAUCAUUCUGCUAUUCCUGAGCGCGGCGACUUUGUAUCGCCGUCCUUGUAUCCCUAUCGUUGUCUCGUCUCGCCCGUACGAGCGGACAAAUGGGCGGACGUACCGGCGAGAUCGUCCUCGUAAAGGAUUUUGGGAGGGUCAAGGACACGGACCAUUUGUUAAGCCUGGCCAUUUGGGGAAAGGUGGAAGAGGCGGCCAGGGAGUGAGUACCCCGCACUUGGAGAGGGGCAUUGCGUCCCCACGGAGCUUUCGAUGUCCGAGAUUUUUUGGGGAGUCCAUGCUGUCGUCUCCCCGGUGCUCAUCUCGAGCUCAACGGACACCCGAUAUUUUUGGGACGCGGGGGAUCCUGUACAUAUCUCGUGUGUGUUCUGUACAGAGAGGCACCGUUAUUAUCUUGUGUCUAUAGAUUAUAUGAAAUUGUUCUCGUAACGGGGUGGGGGUUGGCGCGGAACAGGCACCGGCCUGCCUGUUUAAGCCAGAGUCUUUUUUUUUUCUCUUUUUAGGGGGGGUGGUUGUGGGGCAGCUCUUCCUGUCUGUCUUCUGUGAAGACCAAACCUAUGCAAGUGGCACAGUCACUUUUUUUUUCUU
Pantherophis guttatus is the source of this 1816-nucleotide messenger RNA. NCBI's taxonomy places the organism in Eukaryota, Metazoa, Chordata, Lepidosauria, Squamata, Colubridae. The record is from RefSeq and is a predicted model, not a curated record.